Molecule: messenger RNA, 2293 nt
Organism: Macrosteles quadrilineatus (aster leafhopper)
Lineage: Eukaryota; Metazoa; Arthropoda; Insecta; Hemiptera; Cicadellidae
Product: eEF1A lysine and N-terminal methyltransferase homolog
Exons: 12
Coding region: 191-2182 (663 amino acids)
Molecular function (GO): S-adenosylmethionine-dependent methyltransferase activity
Source: RefSeq, a predicted model, not a curated record
UAAGCGUAAGGUCUAGGUUAUGUGUGUCCUGUCUUGGAAAUAAUCCUUAUAACUUGAAUUGCAACUAAUUCAAAAUUGUUGAAAGGCUUAAGAAAAUAGUGUGUGUAAACUCAGUUACAUAGGUUCUAAACCAUUACGAUCUGUGAAAUUAAUAUUUAACGUUUAAUCUGCCAGUAGCCAGGUUAGGGAAAUGAAUUUGUUACCUAAAGCCACAUCUGACUUCAGCCAAAUAGGCUAUUGGGACAGUUUCUUUAGAAAAAGAGGAAAGAGAGCAUUUGAAUGGUAUGGGGAGUACCCAGAACUGUGUGGAAUAUUGCAUAAGUACAUACGUCCUAAAGACAAGACACUGGUGAUUGGAUGUGGUAACUCAACUUUGAGUUCUGACCUCUAUGAUGUUGGAUAUAGACAAAUUACCAACAUAGAUGUAAGCUCAGUGGUCAUAAAACAAAUGAAGGCCAAGUCCAAGAUAAAACCUGGGCUAGAAUAUCAGCAGAUGGACGCAACUAAAAUGACGUUUCAGGACGCUUUGUUCAACGUUGUUCUGGACAAAGGAACUCUGGAUGCCCUUAUGCCAGACUCUAAUCCAGAAACCAUUGACAAAAUAAAUGCACUAUUUAAUGAGGUGGAUCGAGUCUUGACACCGCUGGGCCGCUACGUAUGCGUCUCCUUGCUACAGAGACACAUCUUACAACAUCUCCUAGACCAGUUCUCUGGUAGAGGAUGGAUGGUGAGGAUUCUGCGUUGUCUUGAAGCUGAGAACAAGUCCGACUCUGGCAUGACCCUCCCAGUGUUUGUCGUCAUCUGCACUAAACUGAAGAAGAUGCCGGGUAGCAAACCGGUAUUUGAGGUGAGUCAAGGGGGAGAAAUUGUUCAGAGGAUGGCAACUCUUGAAGAAACUUUGGAAUCUGUCAAGACACAGCAGGACACAGCUCUAGUAUGUUCGGGACUCAACCGAUGCAGUGUUGCCAACGCAGGAGAGGUCACCAUCGAACUGUCCCGGCCUGGGGAUAAAUACCCUCGGUAUACAGUGACUGUGGCUGAUUCGCCCAAGGCUAAAGAUCCUGGGAGUAUGAAGUUUGCUGCUUUUAUCGUGCCUCAAGGAAGGGAAAGGGAGUGGCUGUUUGGGUCACCUGAAGGACGUCAAAUUCUAGUGCAGAACUCCGGGUUUGACCGACUUGCAGUGAUCAGGCUACAUAGAGAACACAAGUACGAGAGUCUGAAGGCAACGCAGGACGAGACAUCUGACACAGUAUUGCGACUGGCCCCCAACUACAAGAGCUCAGGCCCACGACCGAAAAUCCCAUUCCUCUCUGUGGCGGAAGACCUAGGUAAUGUGACGGAGAUUGCCCGAGGGACGAGUGACAUCUCGGGUGAUUUCAUAAUAGAAGACGCUGAGGGAGGAGACAAACAACUCUACCGUAGACUGGUGUUUCUGGUCAAUCAGAGUGUCGUACAGUCUGAGUCCAAGCUGAAAAUAGUUCAACAGAACGGAGAGACGAUCAAGACAGUGGACCUAUGUUACUUGGGCUGUGACCACCACGUCUACAUGACUAUGGGGGUGACUAUGGUGGCUACGGAGAAACCCUUCCAUGUUCUGGUCAUCGGACUGGGGGGUGGAGGACUGUGUACAUACAUACACAACUGCUUCCUUUCCGUGAGGGUGACUGCUGUAGACAUUGAUCCUAAGAUUCUUGAAGUUGCUACAAAAUACUUCCAUCUCAAAGAAGACGAGCGACUACAAACAGUCAUAGAGGAUGGGCUCGACUACUUGAAAAAAGCUGCUAGCUCAGGUGUAAAGUAUGAUGCGGUCUUGUUUGAUAUUGACUCCAAAGAUUCCAGUUUGGGUCUCAGUUGUCCACCAGCGAGCUUCCUGGAGUCUGACAUACUCACUGCUACAGCUGGCUGUCUCGACGACUCAGGAGUGUUUGUUCUGAACUUGACUUGCCGCAUUGCGGAUAUCAGGCAGAAAACUUGGACCAGACUUAGAAAACUUUACAAGGACAUUUCAACAGUAAAACUGGAACAAGAAGUCAAUGAGAUUUUCUUUUGUUGGAAGACAAAAGCCACCAUGUCUCUCCCAGAUGCGGCAGAUAAACUAAACAGCAUCGUCAAGAUGAGGAAAAUACAAGAAGAUGAUCUUGUUGAUAAGGAAGAACUCUUGACUCUGAUAAGAUCUAAGUAGUGAAUCUUUCUUCAUGUCACUGACACAAAUUUGUACAGAUUUUUAUUUUACGUGUAUAACAUGAUAUUGGAAGUGUAUAUAUUGUGAAUAAAUGUAUAAACAAUUGAUAAA